This is a messenger RNA of Diorhabda sublineata, 5084 nucleotides long. Its product is annotated as ankyrin-3. Bases 531 to 2576 code for a protein of 681 amino acids. Gene Ontology annotation, biological process: intracellular signal transduction. The record is from RefSeq and is a predicted model, not a curated record. NCBI's taxonomy places the organism in Eukaryota, Metazoa, Arthropoda, Insecta, Coleoptera, Chrysomelidae. Gene Ontology annotation, molecular function: protein binding. The transcript is spliced from 11 exons.
AUAACAUGAAUUUGACGUUUAGAAUCUAUAUCGAAUAUUUAAUUAAUUACUCCCGAUGUAUCGUGAAACCCUUAUUUGUGUUAAUAAAACUUUUAUCAUUGUAUUUCAACAAUAAAAUAAAUUAUUUUCAAUUUUAAAGACGUAAUCGAUUAUGUAAUACGUGUUGCCUAACUGCAUUUACAUCAAACAUAUGAGAUUGUUUAAAACGUCAAAUAGCAGAGUUCAGAACCGCGUAUUGAUUUAUUCUCAUUGUGCGCAAAUAAAAACAGAGUUGAAUUAAUAAAUAUUACUAAUUAUUGUUUAAAACUAAGUGAAUAUUCUCUAUAACGCUUGUAAUGUAUAAUUAGUGCUGUAUUAUAAAUGUUUCGAUAAUUGUCAUAACACCUACACUUCCAAUGCUGAAACAAGAUGUUUCCUAAUUAUUCAAACUAUUAUACCUAUACGAGGCACCUGAGAUUCGGAUUGAAAUAUUAAAAUAAGGUAGAUGUGAUUAAUGUUUACAAAUUCAGAAAUGUACUCAUUUUAAAAAAAUGGGUGGACAAGUAAGUCAGGUGUUCCAAUCUGGUAGUGCUCUAUUAACCAAUGGGCACGGACAUAAAGUUACUGAUUCUACAAGGCAGAAAGUGCAGACGAUUUUCGAUGCUUUGAGAGCUAAUCCUAAAAUCGGAGUACAAAGACUAGAGGGAUUACUACAACAAAUACCAAGGAAUGAAAAUAUAUUAGCAAUUCACGAUGAGACUGGUUAUAAUUUGUUACAAAAGUGCGUUGGUGCUAACAACGUAGAACUUGUUAGAUGGCUACUAGCCAGACAUAGCGCUGCAGACGUCAAUAGGUUCCCUUGUAGCUUACCUCUUCAUAUAGCCUGUUUAAAGGGACACGACGAAUGUGUCGAGCUACUGUUAAAACACGGUGCAAAGUCAGAUGUUGAAAUGCGAAUGUGUUGGCCGGGUCCUCAUAGUAGUAAUUGCGAAGAAAGGGGAAAAUAUUCUUCCGCUGUUCAACAUGAAGAAGCUUGCAUUGAAAGAGACAGUAGGGAAAGAGCACCCGUUAGCAAGCUACAAUCUGCUAUUUAUUACGCACUAGAUGGUGAUCAAGUUAACAUUCUAACUUUAUUAUCCCAAAGGGGAGAAGAUCCAUGGAAUGGAAUUUUUCGUGCCAGGAAACCUUUGUUGCAUUCUGCUUGUGAAAGGGGCGCUUGGAAAUGUACGGAAUAUCUGAUAAAGGAACGUUCUGAUGAAAUACACGUUUUGAAGGAUGAAUAUUAUCCUAUCCAUUAUGCAGUUUUACAUGAUAGUAAAUUUCUUGAACUCUUAAUCGAUCACGGUGCUGAUACAACAGUUCGUACCUGUACCCAACAGAUGACUCUCCUUCACGUAGUAUUACUAGUGGCUCAUAAAUCAGCCGAAGAUACGAUAGCGACCAUCAGGUUAUUGCUCGACCACGGGUGCAAAGAAUUAAUCAAUACACCUGACAGUCUUGGAAAUACUCCUUUACAUGCUCUUAUAGUAAGAUAUGCAUUAGAAGAAGCCCAAUAUGGUUAUGAUAAAUGGAACAAAUGGGAUAUACUACAUCUAGUUAGGUACCUCAUCCAAAACGGUGCUAGACAGUCAAUAAAUCACUCUGGAAAUUCCGCAGUGGCUUGCGUAUUAAGACACGUAAGAGAUUGGGACGUCUGUUAUGAAUUGCUCAAUAUGUUACUCAACGAAGAAGGCGAUCCAAAUAUGGUAGGUAGAGACGGUUCGGUACCUUUAAUGGUUUGUUUAGUACCACUUAUAAAUAAAGAUCCUUUACAUCACUUUACGCAUAAUAUGAAAGUUUGUUAUUUGAAUUGUAUAAAGAUUUUACUGAAACACGGUGCCAAUUCGAAUUGUAGCUACAGGGCUAAUCUGACACCUCUACAUGUUUUAGUUUUCACCGUAUCCGAAAACAUAACAAUAAAUUGCAAUAUACAGAAACGGGGAAAUUUCGAAUUUAUCAAAAAUUUGUUGAUACUUUUGUUAAAUCAUAAUUUAGAUCCGAACGUCAGAGUCAGUAGGACCAAGGAACACAUCCUGCAGAGUUGUAUGGAUAUGGUUUUGAAUGUUAGAGAUUGUAUGGAUAUACAUUACGUAUACGAUCUCACCCUUACGCUUAUACAAUUUGGGGCUAACCCAGAUCUGAGUUUGAGUAUGUCGGAAGCUAUAAAAAGUCACCCUCUACACGCUCAAAGCGUAUGGAAAACGAAAAAUUACAUUCUGUAUUAUUACAUAAUGUUGAUAUCUCGCAAAGAAAAUUUAAUCACCGAUCCACAUCUCAGUUUUUCCAAAAUCAUUUGGUUAUUCUAUUGUGUAAUGCAGCACAAGCCUCUAUUCGAGUGCCUCAAGAUACUUCACACUCAACAAUUGAGUUUAGUUCCAGGUAAAACGACCGAACCUCUAACCGCCAUCAUAAGGGAUCUGUAUAAAAGACCACGUACCCUCAAACAGAUCUGUAGGGUGAAAAUACACAAUUGUUUGGACAGAAAACCGGGGCUUUACAUCAACAAACUCAAUUUACCCAAUCAACUCAAAGAUUAUUUGUUAAAUUUCCAAGCAUGAAUCAAUUAUAUGUGUUUAAGGGAAGUCCCAGGUGAAUAUCGUUAACGGUAUAACUUGAAAUUUCAAUAUUCUUUUCCGUUCGGUUAUUGACAUGUAAUCAGUAAGAGAAAUUAGUUUUAAUUUCCAAGCAUUAAACACUCGAGACAAUCUCGAAUAUUUUGACAAAUGACAAAACGACAAGUGACAGAUUACUACCGUUUUAAACGGUUAAUAAAAAAGAAGUGGAAACGAGAAAAUGUGGUAUCGAAAAAAAAAAAUAACGCACCGAGGUUUCAAAAAUUUUGACGUUUACAUCUACUCCGAUUUUAUCAAAUAUUCUCGUAGAAAAAUUGUAGAAUAUUCAAGAAAAUUCCAUUGGAUCGAAAAGUAUCCGGGAACGUUGACAGAUUUUAUCAAUAUUUUUGAUAUCUGACGAUAAUUUUUAAUGAGUUGAAGAUAAAAUAAACCUAAUCUCAACUGAAGUAAACAUAACCUAACCGGAGCUAAAGUAAACUUAACCUAAUCGAAGCUUAGGUAACACAAAUCUAACCGAGUCAAAGUGAACACAACCUAACCGAAGCUAUAUUAGGUUAGUUUAGAUAAGCUAGGGCGUAAAGGCCGUGAAUUUAACUCGCUUGAACUACUGAUCUAUUGUGUACCCCGGACUGUUUACCGCGUAAUCUAACCUAAUCGAAGCUAAAGCAAACUUAAUCUAAUAGAAGCUAAAGCAAACUUAACCCAAUCGAAGCUAAGUUAAACCGAACCUAAUGCCAAAGUGAAUAUAACCUAAUCGAAGCGAUAUAGGUUAGAUUAGAUGAGCUAGGGCGUAAAGGCCGUGAAUUUACCCCGCUAAUACUUCGACAUGUUGAUAUAUUGUGUACCUAGGACUGUUUACAACGUAAUCUAACCUAACAUAAUCGAAGCUAAAGUAAACUUGACCCAAAUUAAACUAAACUAAACCUAACCUUAUCAAAGCUGAGGUAAAUCUUGAUAUUUUUGACAUUUGCUAAUAAUUUUUAAUUAUUUAUCAAUAGAAAACGAGGAUUUCUAAACUUUCAGCUUAAAUUUUGACGUUUUCCAUACUUUUAUCUGUCAACUUCUCUUCUACGUUUAUAAAUAGUACGGACACAAAACUAUUCUAGAAUAUUCGAGAACUACACAUUUGUACAGGUAAAGGAGAGUUAAAAUAAAAAAAGAAGAUUAACCUAACCUCGUUAAAAAUAUGAAUUUUAUUAAAAAUCUCGGAUUGUAUUGUUGACGCUUUAUAUUUUAUCGUCGUUUUACGAUUGUUUCUUUGACAUUUCUAUGUGAAUUAUAUGACGUUUAGGAAAUGUCAUAAUUAUAUGACAACUCGAUUGUCAAAAUUUUUUUCAAUUUUUGAAAUGUGGGAAUUCUGUAUGUUUGAAAAAGUCGAUUACAUAUGAGAAACUAUUUUUGGAAAUAAUUCCGUAUCUACUAGAUUUCGAAUCAUAAUAAAAAACGCUAAUUUGGCGUUUUCGAGAUUGUACAAUCCAUUUAUCGAGUUCCCGUAUGUCGAAAAUUAGUACAUCCGGUUGUAUUAAUAAUUGAAUUUGUUGUAAAACGUAUCGUAUCAGACAAUUAAGAUAACAUUCGAAGUUGGAGUAAACCUAACCUAAUCGAAGCUAAAGCAAACAUAAUCUAAUAGAAAUUACUGUAAACUUAAACUAAACAAACCUGACCUAAUCGAAACUUGAGUAAACAUAAUAUAUUCGAAGCUAAAGUUAACCUAACCUAAGUUGAAGUGAACAUAACCUAAUCGAAGCUUAAGUAAACUUACCUAAGCUAAAGUGAGCAUCAUCUUACCUGAAAAUGGUGUUAUGAUAAAAGUUGGAUCAAUAAAAACGUGAACAAAAAUUAUUUUUUAAUUUUUUCUUAUUGUAAAUCAUUCUCCUGUUCAACUGAGCUUUAAAAUCAAACUUUUAGUUCAAUUCAUAAAACCAUAAUCCGGAAAUUAGCAAUCAAAUUAUUUCUAUAACCGGAAGUACUGAUUUCCGACGUCCGCGACUUUGGAUAAAUGGAUUUUGCGACCUCAAAAACGCUAAACUAACGUGAUCUAUUAUUAUCCUGAACGUGUAAUCAGUAUUUUUCGAUUCGUAUACGAGUGAUGUCGAAAAAUAUGAUGAUUUUUGGCAAUAUAGAAAAAUUUUAAUAAAAUAAAAGUUGUACGGGAUGAAUAGGCAACUAUAACUUUCUAAUCGAUUUUUUUUUACAUUUCAUAUUGAUAAUAAGAAUUUUUUCCAUACGUUGACAAUUUUUUCAAACAUACCGUAUACGAAAUACUCAAUUGUAAUCUAUGAAAUGUUGUUGAUUUUUUUUUGCCUCGUUUAUAAUAAAAUAAAAAACUAUCGUUUAUCAAAUGACUGAUUUAUUGUAAAAUUAUUAAAAAAAUUCAGUUGUAUAUAUAUAGUGUAUAAUAUGGUAAAAAAAGUCUAUAUUACGUUAUUAUAUUGUGAUUAUUGUUAUGGCAAAUUGGUAUCAAUAUUUGAAUAAAUGAUAUUUAUUAUUCAA